This is a messenger RNA of Neltuma alba, 447 nucleotides long. RefSeq names its product transcription factor bHLH25-like. The record is from RefSeq and is a predicted model, not a curated record. The transcript is spliced from 2 exons. Bases 1 to 447 code for a protein of 148 amino acids. Gene Ontology annotation, molecular function: protein dimerization activity. NCBI's taxonomy places the organism in Eukaryota, Viridiplantae, Streptophyta, Magnoliopsida, Fabales, Fabaceae.
AUGGACAAGGCGACUGUACUUUGCGAGGCGAUCGAUUACGUGAAGCGACUUCAAGAGCGAGUGAGAGAGCUGGAGAAUAGUGAAGAGAAGAGGAAAAGAAGAGGAGGAGGAGGAGGAAGAGUGAGGAAAGAGAAAACCUCAACGGAGAAGUGUUGGUGUUGCAGAGCCCAGGAAGCGGUUGAGGUUCCAGAAAUGGAAGUGAGGGUUCUGGAGAAUGAAGUUCUGGUUCGGGUUCAGUGCGAGGGCCGACGAGAUAUGAUGCGGAAGACGGUGGAGCUCCUUGAACACGUUCAUCUCCCUGUCUCAUGCUGUAACUCUCUGGCUUUUGGAAACUCUGCUUUGAGCAUCACCAUGGUCGCUCAGAUGAAGGACCAAUACAAGAUGAAGGUGAAUGAUUUAAUCAAGUAUUUGAGGCAACAUCUGUUCAAAUCCCAGGAUGUUCGGUAG